Messenger RNA from Podospora anserina S mat+, 1725 nucleotides. RefSeq lists its product as uncharacterized. Gene Ontology annotation, molecular function: transmembrane transporter activity. Lineage: Eukaryota; Fungi; Ascomycota; Sordariomycetes; Sordariales; Podosporaceae. The record is from RefSeq and is a predicted model, not a curated record. The coding region runs from base 1 to 1725 and encodes 574 amino acids. The transcript has 6 exons. Gene Ontology annotation, biological process: transmembrane transport.
AUGAGGACGAGACGACGCAACAGCAUGGCCGGCAGCGAGAGAUCAGUCGGCUCCAAGAAGCCACUUCCACCAUAUCCAUCAAGACAGCUCACCAUUCUCGCUCUUUGCCGGAUAUGCGAACCCAUCGCCUUCAUGUCCAUCUUUCCAUACAUUUGGCAUAUGGUGAGAGACUUCAAGAUCACAGAGGAUGAGAGCCAGAUAUCCUUCUAUGCUGGCAUGGUGACCUCGGCCUUCACCUUCGCCGAGUUUUCCACCAGCUUCAUCUGGGGAAGAUUGAGUGACAAGAUUGGGCGCAAGCCUGUCUUGUUGAUGGGAAUGACUGGAACCGGUAUCAGCGUGAUCAUGUUUGGCUUUGCGCCGAAUCUUUGGGUUGCCCUCGGUGCUCGAGCACUCGGUGGCUUUUUGAACGGAAAUAUCGGAGUUUUGCAAACUACUGUCGCGGAAUUGGUCACGGUCAAAGCACAUCAACCCAAAGCAUAUACGGUGAUGCCGUUGGUAUGGUGCAUAGGGUGCGUAAAGAUAUCUAUCGUUGGGCCUAUGAUCGGAGGCUGGCUCGCAAAGCCUGUUGAGGGCUUCCCAGGUUGCUUCUCGCGUGACGGUAUUUUUGGCACAUUCCCCUACCUGCUUCCCAACCUCUUCAGCGCCAUCUGCGUCUUUAUCGGUGUGAUCGUCGGCCUCUUGUUUCUCGAAGAGACACACGCUGAAAGGAAGCACCGGCAUGAUCCCGGUAUCGAACUGGGCCGAUCUUUGAUGUCUCGGAUCUGGGGGUCCGAAAAGGUGGAAGAGAACAAGGGGAAGCUGCCGGCCAAAGCCGUCCCAGAAGAGGAGCGACCUCUGUUGUCGGAAAACGACGAGCUGCUGCCCGGUUAUCGAACGGGCUCUGCACGAUCGUCGUCGCCUCCAGACACUGUUUCGGAGGAGUCACUCGAUCUUGAGGAGGGAGGGGGCCUUGAGCUGGCAGAGGCCGAGAGGGCACCUGCAGGCAAGGUAUUCUCCCGAGCCGUGAUCAUGGUGAUCAUCUCUUACGGUAUUCUUGCCUUUCACACAAUGGCCUUUGACUCACUCCUGCCGGUUUUCCUCAGCACCAGCCCACCUGCGACCGAAAUCCCAGCAAAACUACCAUUCAAGUUUGCUGACGGUUUCGGCUGGGACACCCAAACGAUUGGCUUUAUCCUCUCGGUUCAAGGCGUGUACUCACUGGCAUCGACAAGGCUUCUCUUUCCAUUUGUUGCCAACAAGAUCGGAGCGCUUCGACUGUUCAAGAUCAUGUCUGUCUUGUACCCGCUCCUCUACCUUUUUACGCCAUACAUUGUCCUUCUCCCCGACAGCCUUCGCAAGCUUAGCGUGUACGGCAUCGUUGUCUGGAAGAUGACGUUUUCAACUCUGGCGUAUCCGAGCAAUGCCAUCCUCCUCGCCAACUCGGCCCCGACGACACUGACUUUGGGAAGCAUCAACGGCGCGGCCGCCAUGACAGCAAGCUUGUGCCGAGCACUCGGACCGAUAAUAUCAGGAUUCUUCUAUACGCAAGGUAUGGAAAGCGGUUACUCUGGUCUGUCGUGGUGGGUUGCCGGGCUGGUUGCCGUCAUGGGCGCUUGGGUUGGCCUCCAAAUCACCGAGCCCAAGGGACGGAUGGAUGAGAAGGAGGACAUGGACGAGACGACCGAGGAUGAACCAAGGACGACAACCACACCAAACAAGGACGAUCGCACAAGGCCUUCGCCAUAG